AUGGGUCUCAGAGGCAACCGAUACGAAAUGUCAGUUCGACGAAGAGUCAGUUCAAAUAACGAUGACGCAUUGAACUACUAUAUGAAACAAGCAGGAUGGUACGAUGAUGACUACAGCAUGCAACAGUACAACAGCGGUGCGGCAGAGUCCUCCAAGACAUCAGCCACCAGCAAAGGAAAAUAUAAUGAUGAUGAUGGAGUCUCAGUUAGUGCCGCCAAUUCGGAUGGUAUUUCAAUGGAGAUGAAGCUAAUAGCAGCAGCAAUCGCUAUUGCCUUUGCAGUCAUCGUAUUCAAAUGCCUAAGCGGAAGACGGCGACGAAAGAAGGUUUCCUCUGCCGCCUCAAGAGCCACUUCUCGUUCAGAAAAAUCUAGCUCCAAGUCCCGCCCAGCCCGAUCAAGAUCGGGUACUCGCACACGCAGCAAAUCAUCUUCUUCUGCGAAGGGAGAUGAAUACCACAGAAUGGACGAUCGUGAGCAUCGACCAGCACGUUCGAAGGAAAGAUCGAAGGAAAGAUCCAAGGACAGGCAACGGUCCAAGGAACGAUCUAAGGAACGUCCGCAAUCCAAGGACAGGCAACGGUCUAAGGAACGCCCACGAUCCAAGGAAAGACAACAUUCUAAGGAACGUUCACGCUCGACUUCCAACGGUCGAAAAAGCAGCCGUGACAGAAAGAGCACCAAAAGAUCAUCUCGGUCGACUUCGAGAAAUCGAUCAUCACUGCUGGUGUAA
Molecule: messenger RNA, 729 nt
Organism: Cylindrotheca closterium
Lineage: Eukaryota; Bacillariophyta; Bacillariophyceae; Bacillariales; Bacillariaceae
Source: the annotation of a GenBank genome assembly